Molecule: messenger RNA, 1803 nt
Organism: Cryptosporidium ubiquitum
Lineage: Eukaryota; Apicomplexa; Conoidasida; Eucoccidiorida; Cryptosporidiidae
Exons: 1
Coding region: 1-1803 (600 amino acids)
Source: RefSeq, a predicted model, not a curated record
AUGAAUUGGUUGGUUAUAUUUAGACGUGAGAUGAUGGUUUUUUCCUUAUAUUGGGUUUAUUUGUUUGCGAUUUUACUGGAAUGCAAGGCCAACGCUCAGAAUAUAUUGGAUUAUUGUGUAGAUUCUGGUUUAAAGAGCAGCAAACACCAAAGUUUGAUUCAGAAUUUUGUUUUAAGGCUUGACGUGGUAAAUAAUGUAUCAGAGUAUGAAAAUGAGAUUUUGAAAGACUUAUCAGAAGAGUACGUUCCUUUCAUGGAUGAGGAGUAUCUUGAGGAAGUUGCAAAAUUUUUGUUUCACAGAAAUGAAGUAGUGAUAGACUACUUUUGGGAUUCAAUGAUGGAGUCUUUACCUCCAAGUUGGCAUGUAUAUGGGACGAGACCAAUACAAGCUUCAGUGAUAAAGACCAGAUUUAUGGAGUCUUGCGCCAGCAAUAUAUAUAGUUUGUUUAGGGACGGAAAAAUAGAAAAGUUUCACACUAUGAUUUCAAAUUUAAAGGAUGCAAGGUACCUUACUUUGGGUAAAGUGAAUGAAAUUUGCAGGAAUAUUAAGGAAAGAAUUGAGAGUUUUGGAUUCGAGUUAAAAUCUGGGGUUCAAGCAAGUGGAAGGUCCAGCUUACCAGCAUACUAUAGAUGCUCAGAGAUUUACAGUGAUGAGCUAGCCGAUGUUCUCAUUCUUGUUUUGGAUAAGAAGAUCCCGAAGCUUGAUAUUUCUAAACUCAAAAUUUGUACAUUAGUCAAUGUAAUUAUUAGAGACUCUCAUACAUUCAGGGAAUCUUGCUAUGGAGUUUUAUCUUUUGGUUUAAAAGGAUAUCUUCCUAUUGAAAAAGAUAAUAGUGAUGAUUUGUUAUUUGUAUGUAGUGUUAUGGAUAAUAUUAGAAAAUUCACGCAACUAUUUUCCCAAAAGCCAAUCCAACUCUCAGGAAAAGGAAUUAAAAGUGUAAUAGUAAAAAGUCUACUGAAGAUUUAUCCUAACAUAGAACUGACUAAUAUAGGAAUGGAAAUGGUUGAAUUAAUGAAAAUUCAAGAACAUAGAUUUAUAGAAAGCUGUAUGAACUUUUCAGAAACUUUAUUCGCUUUACAAGGGUUUAAAAGAAUUACAAAGAAUGUCUUAAAACAGAAUAAUGACGGUAUACUUGAUUCAAAUGAGGAUGAAAUCAACGAUAUUCAGAUCUAUCCUGUUGAGGGGCAUCUUAAGGACCUCAGGAAAAAACUUUUGCUAACUUGUUCUGGGAUUCACAUGUAUUUAUUUGAGACCAAACCAAAAGGAGUAUCUUUUACAAAGUUAAGAAACUCGAGGAUUAUUACUAGUGAAGAUUUUUCGAAGAUUUCAAAAUCUAAACUAUUAAUUUUAGACUCUUGUAAGAAUGAAUAUGUAAUGGUCUUGGGUAAAUACACAAUAACCCAAGAUACCUUGUCUGAGAUAAUUCUCUCAGCCAUUUUACACUCUUCAAAUAAAUCAAUGAGCUCCAGCAUCCUUCAUAAUGGUGUUACUAAGGAACAAAUUUGCAAUAUUUCAAGUAAAAUUAUUAAUUUAUUGGGCAAAAAUUUCCUCACAUCUCCCAAAUUUGAAGAGACUGGUUUUAUGAGCAGUUGUAAACAGAUAAUCAUUGAUUGGGCUCUACAUCAAUCACUCACAACCCCAUUAAACUCUACACUCAGAAAGUCUAUCAUCAAGCUUUGCAGUAUCGUGACAAAGUCCCUAAUCUUAAUCUCUGAAACACGCAAAUCACAAUCAGGCCUUGACGAAACAAAUCAGGAUGACGAUGAACUUACAUCUAGUGAAUAUAUAAGUGAAGAAACAUAG